Helianthus annuus (common sunflower) is the source of this 315-nucleotide messenger RNA. RefSeq names its product 60S ribosomal protein L39-1-like. The coding region runs from base 62 to 196 and encodes 44 amino acids. Lineage: Eukaryota; Viridiplantae; Streptophyta; Magnoliopsida; Asterales; Asteraceae. Gene Ontology annotation, biological process: translation. The transcript is spliced from 2 exons. Gene Ontology annotation, molecular function: structural constituent of ribosome. The record is from RefSeq and is a predicted model, not a curated record. Gene Ontology annotation, cellular component: cytosolic large ribosomal subunit; ribosome.
AAAUAAGUUAUGAUGUUUAGAUCAUGUGUUUGUUUUAAUACAGCCGUCCCACAAGACUUCCAUGAUCAAGAAGAAGCUUGCAAAGAAGAUGAGGCAGAACAGGCCCAUUCCCCACUGGAUUCGAAUGCGGACUGACAAUACUAUCAGGUACAAUGCGAAGCGCAGGCAUUGGCGUAGCGCGCAGCUUGGGUUUUGAGAUAUUUUUGAUGAUGUAUUGUUUCUUGGUAAACGCUAUGGAUUUGAUUAUGAAUUUAUUUGAUCACAUGUAUUUCUUGUACCUUAAAUGAUGGUAGACUAUUUAAUGUUUUAAGUCAA